Molecule: messenger RNA, 1947 nt
Organism: Endocarpon pusillum Z07020
Lineage: Eukaryota; Fungi; Ascomycota; Eurotiomycetes; Verrucariales; Verrucariaceae
Exons: 2
Coding region: 1-1947 (648 amino acids)
Biological process (GO): phosphatidylinositol-mediated signaling; lipid metabolic process
Molecular function (GO): phosphatidylinositol-4,5-bisphosphate phospholipase C activity
Source: RefSeq, a predicted model, not a curated record
AUGUCUACCCCAGCGUCGAUCCCAAGGAUAGUGCCUACUCGCCAGGCCGGUGGUGGUGCACCCUCCUCCGCAGCUUACACGCACGAAGUCACUUCCUUCACACCUGCUGUCGUCGAACAUCUGGAGAAGGCAUUUAAGAGACUCUGCAACAGUAGCCACAGCGGGAAUCAUGGCCUGGACCAGGGCGCCGUCUCACAUCUCCUUCAAACAAUCCAACAGGAAAACGCACCAGAUGCUGGAAAAUACUUUCCACAUGCCGUCAACGGCCUUGACAACUUCCUGGCAUACAUGUCCAGCGCCCUUGCGAGUGCGAUGGGGCCGCCCAAAAAGCACGAUCUGAGCCAUCCGAUAUCGAGCUACUAUAUUAGCUCAAGCCACAACACAUAUCUGACGGGGAAUCAGCUCUAUAGCGAAGCAAGUACAGAUUCAUACAGGAAUGUGUUAUUACGAGGUUGUCGCUGUCUGGAGAUUGAUGUUUGGGAUGGGGAGUCGAGAUCAGCAAGCAGUGCCAGUAGUUCCGAUGGUGAAAGGGAGGAUAGCCAGAGGCUGAGUCCAGCUAGGAAACCAGGAUUGGGUAAGAAAGUGUCAGGCCACUUUAAUACCAUCAAGCAGCGAGCAAGGUCGAGGUCGAAUUCCUGGCGGGGAAGGUCUUCCUCAAGUCCGCAGAGAGCCAAUGCUGCUACCCCAGCUGAAAUGCCUACACCGUGGAAGAUGGCCGAAGACAAAGCCGAACCAAGAGUUCUUCACGGCUACACACUCACGAAAGAGGUCUCAUUUCGUGCUGUCUGCAAUGCUAUUCGAGAAACUGCGUUCGUUGCAACCGACCUUCCUCUCAUAGUAAGCCUCGAAGUCCACGCCUGCCUAGAGCAACAGGAGAUCAUGAUUGAUAUCAUGAAAGAAGCGUGGGAAGGGAUGUUAGUAGACAUUUCGAAAGCAUCGGAGGAGGAAAUCGAACGCCUGCCGAGUCCAGAUGAGUUACGCAAUAAGAUCCUGAUCAAGGUCAAGUGGGCGCCACCUGCAGCAGGGCAGGAAUCUAACAAUCCCAAUGACCAGGUAGCUUCUUCAGGCGACGACGAGAACGGUACAGAUGGUGAAAAGCAGAAGAAGAAAAGCUCAAAGAUCCUGCAGGCGUUGAGCCAGCUAGGAGUCUACACACGCGGUUUUACUUUCAAGCAGUUCGAUCAGCCAGAAGCAUCGAUACCAACUCAUGUCUUCUCCCUAUCAGAAGCUAAAGUUGUAGACAUGCACGAAAGUGAUGGUCAUGCAUUAUUCUCCCACAAUCGAGAUUACCUGAUGCGGGCGUAUCCAUCUGGCAUGCGGGUCAACUCUUCGAAUCUCGAACCGCUUUUUCUCUGGCGUCAGGGUGUGCAGAUGGCGGCUCUGAAUUGGCAAAAAUGGGACAAGGGUAUGAUGCUAAAUGAAGGUAUGUUUGCGGGACAAGAGGGUUGGGUAUUGAAACCAGAAGGCUAUCGAGGCACAAUCAAAGACUCUGAUGGCGGGAAACCCGUUCCAAAACGCACCUUGAGCUUAACAAUCGAGCUGUGUGCUGGUCAGAAUCUGCCAUUGCCCUUUGAUGAAAAGGUGGCCAAGAAAUUUCACCCAUAUGUGAAGUGCGAUAUGCUGUACGGAAGUGAAAAAUUUAAGCCGGGUGACUCCACAAGGAAUAACGAGAAACUAAAGUGGGUCUCGAAGACUAGCAAAGGAGUCAAUCCGGAUUUCUGCGGCGAGGUGCACCAAUUCUCGAAUGUGGCGAAUGUGGUUGAAGAAUUGAGUUUCAUUAGAAUCAAGGUCAAGGACGACAAUUUCGGCAAGGACACUCUGGCAGCCUGGGCCUGCAUCAGACUCGAUAGGUUGAAAAUCGGUUACCGCUUUGUUCAUCUGCUAGAUGAGAAAGGAAUGGAAUCAUCCGGUGUCUUGCUUGUCAGGAUCAUUAAGGUUUUUUCCUAA